AUGGAGCGUAGUAUUUGUUUUAUCAUCGUUUUGUUCGUGUGUAGCGUUGCAUCGCGACAUUUGGUGCUUCAAGAACAGAUCAUUGUCCCUCAAAGUAUGGACAGGGCUGAAGUUAUUAUGGAGAAUAUGUUCGAUGAAGAUUCACCGGUGAGCAAUGGAGGUUGUCCGCCAGGUUUGCAGCUGGAUAUCUCCGGGACCUGUCGUGAAGUCUGGUACGAAGACUGGUGA
Molecule: messenger RNA, 228 nt
Organism: Arctia plantaginis
Lineage: Eukaryota; Metazoa; Arthropoda; Insecta; Lepidoptera; Erebidae
Source: the annotation of a GenBank genome assembly